Glycine soja is the source of this 637-nucleotide messenger RNA. Its product is annotated as selenoprotein K-like. Lineage: Eukaryota; Viridiplantae; Streptophyta; Magnoliopsida; Fabales; Fabaceae. Gene Ontology annotation, biological process: calcium ion transport; endoplasmic reticulum calcium ion homeostasis. The transcript is spliced from 4 exons. The record is from RefSeq and is a predicted model, not a curated record. Gene Ontology annotation, cellular component: Golgi apparatus; endoplasmic reticulum membrane. The coding region runs from base 131 to 460 and encodes 109 amino acids.
GGACUCUAGAACAUGUUAACAACGUUGAAUUGAAUGUGCGUAUUUAUUAUUUCAUAAUAUAAGAACAAAUUGAAGUCCUUAUUCCCAAUUCUCCUUUCAAUUCAAUUGCAGCAAUCUCAGUCUCUGCCCCAUGGCUUACGUUGAGCGAGGUGUUGUCAAAUCAAAGCGAUCAAUAUGGCGGCUUAAAACAAUCACUGAUUUUUUCUGGGCCAUUGUUAACUACAUAGGCUUGUUUUUUGCAACUAUGUUCUCGAUGGAAAAGUCAGAUGCCUACAGAAAAGGUUCUGUUGGUAAGAAAUGGGAUGGCGGUGCUCCUGGAGGAGGUCCUGGUGGUGGUGGCGGCGGUGGUGGCGGUCCCCGAGGUCCUCCUCGUGGGGGUCUUGACAAUGUUCGUGGGCUAGAUAGUAUAAGGGGACGUGAUCAUAGUUCACUUCCUGCCUGCGGUUCCUGCUGUGGCUGAAUGUUAGAGAUCCAAUUUGUGUAUAUGCCUUUUAUAUGUUACGGUUUGUAUCUGGUGUUGAACUGGUAUAAUAUGUAAACAAACAUCGAUACGACUUUCAAGCUUUAUAUGUGACCAUAAGCUGAAAUAACAAAAUUUAACUAUAUUGACGUAUUUUGAUAGUCUUCAAAUGACCAA